This is a messenger RNA of Varroa destructor (honeybee mite), 5386 nucleotides long. RefSeq lists its product as uncharacterized. Gene Ontology annotation, molecular function: signaling receptor activity; protein binding. Gene Ontology annotation, cellular component: plasma membrane. Lineage: Eukaryota; Metazoa; Arthropoda; Arachnida; Mesostigmata; Varroidae. Gene Ontology annotation, biological process: signal transduction. The record is from RefSeq and is a predicted model, not a curated record.
CUUGUCCCUCCCAUUCGUCCUGUAGUCGCCUUUCAGUUGCAGUGACGACUGCGAGAGCAGCUCGACUGCGAAAAGCAAGCGCUGAACGUCGAUUAGCCCAAACCGACGUCGACGGCGACAACGAAAAACGUUGCCGUUAGAUUGCAGAGGAGAACGGCUACGACUACCCACUAUACUUGUAGCAACGGCACUAUUACUAUCAUAGCAAGUAAACCGGUCGCGCAGGAGUCACGCGCUUCUAUAACGAUGCUCGCAUCAGUAGUUCCGAAGCACAGUUGGUCGUACCUUGGAACUUUGUAACUUGACUUAGUACAGCCGGCGAACACCGCUGUCGUUGGGAUUGUUUUUCCUCUUCGUCGAUAAUGUUGUCGGCGGAGCUGCGCGAUCAGCGUAAGCAUUAUUGCCAGAGAUAAAUGUUUCCCUUUCAGGGAUGACAGCGUAUGUUCGCGUCAACCGAGUUGAUGUUGUGCGGUGGCAGUGAAAAACACAUCGAGUUUGUGUAGUGAUUAUGGUGGCGCUGUCGCUGAACGAUGCCAGUGGAGUACUGAAGUCGCUGAAGAAGAAAAACGACAGAAUUAAGCGAUUUAUGAUACAUUAGAGUAGUAUCCGUAGGUGAGGUACUCUAAAAACGCGCGAUAAGUCAAUGAUUGCAGGCUUGAAGGGCAAAAAAGUAAGACAGGGUGUUGCUUAAUGGUAUUAAUCGGGAAGUUAAAGCUGGUUAAAAUCACAAUGCCGAAUGAGAGGGUGCUUUGAAGAAAAACAUCCACCUCAGCUCUGAGAAGUGUCGUCACCCAUAGAUAUUUUUAGAAUAAUUUCUAAGCUGCGGAGACUCGUUUCAACUCGAUGUAUGGCAUACUGACGCUACUGCAUAACCCACAAAUUUGACAAAGCAUCGUCAUUAAUAAUUUUGCCGAAAAUUGAAGAAGAAGCCGGGUUUAACUAUUUGAUUGGAAGUUUGUCUACAUCGUCGACGCGUAAUAGGAUAUACGCUUUGGAUAGCAAGACAAAUGAACGUGUCCACUAGAACGCCGUUGCCUCGUUGACAGGGGGUGCGACUGCCAACCGAUGGGGUGCCACUGUCUGGCCUAUUCAGCGCUACUGCUCGCUGUUCUGGCUUCGGCGGGCGCCGUGUCUUGUCCUCCUAUUACAUUGCUCGGAUACGACUGUGAAUGCAUAGAAGAAGUGGAAAGUUGGACAGCGAAUUGUUACGAGGAAAUCAAAAUGGAUUUGUCGUUGGAUCGUGGCAGCAGCCCAGUUACGGCCAUGCCCACGUAUCGGCCUCUAAGCAGCUCCUUAGAACAGGUCAUAUUGACGACAGUAGAAUCGACAAAUACAGUAAUGGCCGGAACUUCACCGCAUCAUAAAGAGAACGGUUUCAUGGAUCUGAGCGUGGACACGAACGAUGGUAGCCAUAACGGCCUGGAUGCAGAGGAUAAGGAGGGAACACCUCUACCACAACAGGCGUCAAUGGGGCGUCGGGAUGAUCGAAACGAUCGAGUGCCGAUGGUUGUAGACCCUCGGGGUCAUUCCAAACGAGAGGAGAGAAUUUCACACUCGAAAUUGGACGAGAAGAACUCGCAGACUGAACAUUUAGUAAAAAUACAUGUGCAUGGCGUUCGAAGUAAACGUGCUCAACUUACAUCGGCUCACAGUUUUGAACUUUUGGAACCAAAUAAACUAAAUCCCGCCUUCAGUAUUCGCUAUUACCCAGGGACAACAGCUGGCGAGCUCCGGAAGCUACUGGUGAUCUGUGGCACAGCAAAUAUGGAGAUACGAGAAUUUGUCGGUCAUCUUGCUGUCAAAGUAAAUAUUUUUACUUUUGACAGCUGUUCGCUGCCCCAGAAUGUAACUUUCGCCGAUAUAUUGAGAGGAAACAUUGGAGAACUCGUCCAGUUCGAGAUCACACGACCGAAGCUUUUGUCAUCGACAUUGAACAAGGCCCCUUUUGAACGACUGCCAGAAUCCAUAAAAAACUUACAAAUAACAUACAGCAACGAUAUGGGAAGACCGCUCAAGCAGUUUGAGGCCGGAUUUUUUGAAACCUUCAUAAAGUUGGAGUCGCUCAUUUUGCGUAACAAUGGUAUUAGUGAUCUGAAAGAGUUCAGGAAUCUAUCAGCUCUAAAGGAACUUUCACUUGUAGGGAAUCCUUUGACUGAACUCAACCAAUCCACUUUUGCCAACUUGGACAAUCUUCAAUGGUUACAGCUAAGUAGCUGCGAUAUUAAGACCAUACAUCCAAAUACAUUUAAUCAUCUGACUGGGCUUAAACAGCUGAAUCUCGCAAAAAACAGGUUUAAAACCAUACCGUCUAAGGCGUUUUUCGGGUGCCGCUCUCUUACCGACCUAGGCGUUGACUUCAAUACUCUGACAGACGGUAUUUCUGAAGAAGCGCUUGAAGGUCUUGCUGAAAGCCUUAACGAGUUCUCCUGUAGAAGUUGCAAUCUACGGUCCCUGCCGAAGCGACUUUUCCACAGGGUACCGAAAAUGAAAAUCCUUCGCCUUUCCAAUAACAGAAUCCAAACUUUAGACGACGAUGCAUUUAGUCGGUCACAAAAUCUCGUAGAACUUAGCAUGCCGAACAAUGAUCUAAGAUCAUUGACUAACCGAACGUUUGAGAAUCUUGAAGAGCUGGAAAAACUUAAUCUAUUCGAGAACGACCUUAUUACUCUACCCGGUGGUAUCUUCAGUCAUAACGGGCGGCUCAAAGAACUCGACUUGACGGGAAACUCUCUUGAAGGUCUUCCUGACCGUCUUUUGGAACACCAGCUGAAUCUUCAGACACUUAAACUAGCCAGAAACAAAUUAAAGAACCUUCCGCAACUACUCACGGGGACAUUAAAGGCUCUCGUCCACUUAGAUCUCUCGAAUAAUUCACUGACAGUAAUGCCGUUUCUGUAUCUAACGGCCCUAAGAAAGCUCGAGGUACUCAACCUAUCAUUCAACAAUAUACGGAACAUUUCAGUAAUUCCAUUCCUUUCGCCUAAAAUUGAUAUUGAUUUAAGCGGCAAUCCCGUCGAACGUGUAAAUGUUCUCAACAGGAAAGACCUUAAAAAAGGAGGUAUGACAUCCGACUACUUAGAAUUGUCUAAUGGCGCUAAUCGGCGGUAUUUCCUUGAUACUAAGAGUCUCAUCUGCGAUUGUCAUCUUCUAGAGUUUCACUCUUAUUUGACUAAGGAUAACGAGCAGGAUUUGGGUUAUUUUGAAAAGAAUAAUUUAGUGUGCACGACAGGGAAGAAUAUGGCCGGUAUGAAUGCGACUGACUUUACCUGUCUGGUCGCCGAAAAGGAGGGUUGCCCUUCAGAACGCUGCAAGUGUUUCAUAGAGCCAUCGAACGACGGUUUUGAGCGGCUUAGGGUUAACUGCACAAUGGCUGGACUUAGAUCUAUCAUAAGACUACCGCUUAAUGUAACUGACCUCGAUUUUCAGUACAACAAUAUCACCGAGAUUCCUUAUCUUGCUAAUUAUACCCAGUUGAAAAACGUAAACUUUUCAAAUAACUACAUUAGCGACAUUACCAGCUUCAUCAUGUCGGCUCCAUCUACGCUUAUCUCGGCGUCAUUUCGCAACAAUCUCAUUAAAGAAAUUGAUUCAAGAGCCAUCAAGGAUCGGCUAAUUCAAUACAAUCUAGAGUUGUCUGGUAACUUGAUGAUCUGUAAUUGCGACGCCGUACGGCCGCUGGCAGAAUUCGUCAUGUUUAAUGUCAAAUACAUACCUGACAGGGAGGCCAUUGUCUGCUCCGAAUCGUUUCCUGCUGGCGACAGCCAUGACACGCGAUUAAUAAAAUAUGAUCAGGAGUUCUGCCCGGCAAAUUUGCAACAACAGCAGAGAAAAAUCAAUACUUACGUCGGCGUGACAAUUGGCAUCGCUGUCAUAUUGAUAGCGCUCAUUGUCUUCUACUAUAACAACCAGAAGCGAAUUAAGAUCUUUCUCUACAUUAACUUCUACGACGUGUAUGUCGUGAUAUACGGACAAGAUCUCGAUGGAAAGGAUAAAAUGUACGAUGCUUUUUUGUCCUAUUCUGAACACGAUGUUGAUGUUAUGGACGCGAUUCUAGCCGAACUGGAACGUAAAGACCCUGAAACAAAUGAGCAGGAGUUUAAGCUGUGUGUACAUGGACGUGAUUUCGAACCUAGCUUACCUGUUGUGUACAACAUUCUCAACUCCGUGCAAAAUUCACGUCGCACCAUCCUUGUACUAUCAGAGAAGUUUGUCGAGUCAACUUAUUUCAACGUCGAGUUAAGCACCGCCCUCAGUGAGAUGGCAUCUGCCACCGAGCAUCGGCUUAUUAUUGUGCUCAAGGGCGAAAUGCCACCGAUGGAAAAGAUGGACAAAGAUUUGCAGAAGAUAAUCAAAGAUUACACUUAUAUCAAAUGGGGAUCACGCUGGUUUUGGGAUAAUCUCCGCUAUGCGAUGCCGCAUAAACGCCCGCGGAACAGACGCGCUCGCCGGCAUAAUUCAAGGGAUACACGAAAUGAGCUGGAUCACUCGACUUAUAUCCUAAACAAGCAUUCGAAAAAACCGACGGCAACGGAGGUUGCUCGUAAGCAGGAACAGCUUGACAAUGAACGAAAUCGGCUACGCUCAGCACGUUCAGCGACGGAUGACGAUGGGCCUUCAGUUAUUGGGCAAUCAGACAAGACCCAAGAUUCAGUUGGGCGAGGAAAAAUCCUCACGGGACAAGUGAACAACGCAUUUGAGCUUUUGAACAUGGAUGAAAUUCGGGUACAUUGUGACUCGAUUAAUGGAGAUUCAUUUCGAAGCAACGAUAGCAUGCAUAAUAGCGGAGUAAACUUUUCUCAGCAAGAGCUGCCAUCCGAAGCGCCCAGACUAGCGUCAGCAAGGCACCGUCCAAGUGGCGUUGUGAGGCCACCAAGACGAAAACACAGAGAUUCUACAGAGGCUUAACUAAUCACGACAAUAUCUAACUGUUGUAAAUAUUUAUUAUAGAGAAAGUGUCACAAAGACGUUCCGAAGGUCGUUCUGUAAUGGUCCAAUUAUUCAUAUCAAUAUACCAGUAAUAGUCAGUAGUGCAAACGAUGCAUUAACUGGUAUUGAGGAAGCCUUAUUAUUACGCUUUGUCAGUAGACGGACGCUAUAAAAACUUUGUCUCCAAUCAAAACUGAAAAGUUACCGCAGCUUGUUCGCCAGACGAGACCGCACUCGCUUUGAAGGCUGUGUAUUAGACAAACGUAUCGUUUUAUAUGACACUUCGUUGUUCUCUUUUCGUCUACGAUGGCCAUGUUUGGAGCAAUUAAAUCAACGACAGUAUGAUGAUCGGAGCGAUGAUAGUUACGGGUGUGUUUAUGUAUAUAAUAGUGCUAUUGUAAAUAUGAAAAGGCACAUGCCGAAUGGGCGUUCUGCUAUCAGGACAAAUAAAGCCCCAUCG